Ficedula albicollis (Collared flycatcher) is the source of this 4917-nucleotide messenger RNA. It is a transcript of the gene ZNF532, whose product is annotated as zinc finger protein 532. The record is from RefSeq and is a predicted model, not a curated record. Lineage: Eukaryota; Metazoa; Chordata; Aves; Passeriformes; Muscicapidae. Bases 543 to 4439 code for a protein of 1298 amino acids. The transcript is spliced from 12 exons.
CUCCCGCAGCCUCCGAGAGGAGGGGGUUUCAGCGCGUAGGCGGAGGUGGUUACUGGUGUUCCCAGAGCAAGGGGCUGUGGCCGAGCCUGCCUGGUGCUGCAAGAGAGAUCCUGUGAGGAUUUUUAUUGCGGUCUCUUUGUUAGCUACAGACAGGCACGCACACACAGCUCCCAGCCAGGUUGUGGGAGGGUCUUGUUGGCAACUCAGCGAGGGUUGCCAUAGCUUUUUAUGUAGGGUGACCAGAACCGGCUGGAACUGGUUUGAGGCAGAUCAGCUCCUGAACACAAUGCAGUCACUGAGCUACUACACUGGGAUAGCUUCCUCCCUUCAUGGCAGCCAAAAGCAGAGGAGCUUGCAGAAAGAUACCAUCCCAAAACAGUAUGUGAAUGCACACUUUAGACACACAGCACUGGCCUAUUGACUGGGGCUGCCUUUAACCCUUUGGUGUUUGCAGAGGUGAUGCGGCUGUGGCAGUAACUGAGCACUGGCUAAAAAAAUCCCUCAAAGGUCAAGGUUCACAAGAUUUGCUUACAAUCAAAUACAUGGCCAUGGGGGAUAUGAAGACCCCGGAUUUCGAUGACCUUCUUGCAGCCUUUGACAUACCAGACAUGGUGGAUCCCAAAGCAGCCAUUGAAUCUGGACAUGAUGACCAUGACAGUCACAUAAAACAAAACGCACAUGCAGAUGAAGACUCCCAUGUCCCGUCAUCAUCCGAUGUCGGGGUGAGCGUCAUUGUGAAAAAUGUGCGGACUAUCGAUUCUUCCGAAGGUCUGGAGAAGGAUGGCCACCAUUCCACAGGCAAUAGCUUGCACAAUGGCUUCCUAACAUCAGCAGCUCUUGAGAGUUACAGUAAAGACGAAGGGAAAUCACUUAAAGAUGAUGGGUCAGCUUCUGAGACUGCGCUGAAGGAUUCAGCUUUCAACCAGUUCAGCCCAAUAUCAAGUGCAGAAGAAUUUGAUGAUGAUGAGAGAAUUGAGGUGGAUGACCCCCCGGAUAAAGAGGAGAUGCGUGCAAAUUUCAGAGCAAAUGUCUUGGCAGGAUCUCUAUCUCAGCAGGAAUAUGACAAACUAAAGGCACUUGGAGGAGAGAACUUAAUUAAAUCUGGAAUCACUCUUUCAAGUAGUAUAGAUAAAAAUAAAACUGCUAAACGAGAGACAGAGACAAACUCCAUGAAUUUAGGUGUCUAUGAGCCUUUUAAAACCAGAAAAACAGAGGACAAGUUACUAAAAGACAAUUCUGAGAAGCUUCUUGAAAACAGGGUACUUGAUGGAAAACUGAGUACUGAAAAAUGUGACACAAAUCUUGCCAGCAUUUCCCAGUCCAAAGCAAAGUCAUCAGCAAAGCUUUCAUCCUGCAUUGCUGCAAUUGCAGCACUGAGUGCUAAAAAGGCAGCUACAGAUACCAGUAAAGAUUUACAGUCUAAUUCAGGGGAGUCUUCUCCAUUACCAAAAGACAUGAGUGAAAGUCCCCGGGCUGUUGAAAAAUCUCCUGAGCCUCAGAGUCUCAUUGAUGGUGCUAAGAAGGCGCCUGUCAAACCGCCCGAUAGUCCCAGAAGCGUCUCGAGUGAGAACAGCAGCAAAGGGUCGCCGUCUUCUCCCGCAGGGUCAACACCAGCAAUUCCUAAGGUUCGCAUAAAAACCAUCAAGACUUCUUCUGGGGAGAUCAAGAGAACUGUUACUAGAGUGUUGCCAGAAGUAGAUUUGGACUCUGGUAAAAAGGCAGAGCAGAGUGCUUCCAUGGUAACAUCCAUGACAUCUCUCCUGUCCUCACCAGCUUCCACUGCUGUUCUCUCCUCUCCUCCCAGGGCUCCUCUGCAGUCCUCAGUUGUCACCAAUGCAGUUGGAUCUGCAGAGCUUGCCCCCAAACAGGUCACUAUCAAACCCGUGGCUACUGCCUUCCUGCCCGUUUCAGCAGUGAAAACAGCAGGUUCCCAGGUGAUCAAUCUGAAGCUGGCUAACAACACCACAGUGAAAGCCACUGUCAUCUCUGCCGCGUCCGUGCAGAGCGCCAGCAGCGCCAUUAUCAAAGCUGCCAACGCCAUCCAGCAGCAGACGGUCGUGGUGCCAGCGUCGAGCCUUGCCAGUGCCAAACUUGUGCCAAAGACAGUCCAUCUUGCCAACCUUAACCUUUUGCCUCAGGGUGCUCAAACCACCUCUGAACUGCGCCAAGUGCUAACAAAACCCCAGCAGCAAAUCAAGCAGGCAAUAAUUUCUGCAGCUGCCUCCCAGCCUUCGAAAAAAGUGUCUCGAGUGCAGGUGGUGUCAUCUCUGCAGAGCUCUGUAGUGGAAGCAUUCAAUAAGGUGCUGAGCAGUGUCAAUCCUGUGCCAGUUUACAUCCCAAACCUUAGCCCCCCUGCCAAUGCCGGAAUCACGCUACCCACGCGAGGUUACAAGUGCUUGGAGUGUGGCGACUCCUUUGCUCUCGAGAAGAGCCUGACCCAGCAUUAUGACAGGAGGAGCGUGCGAAUUGAAGUGACUUGUAAUCAUUGUACAAAGAAUUUAGUUUUCUACAAUAAAUGCAGUCUCCUGUCCCACGCUCGUGGGCACAAGGAGAAGGGCGUGGUGAUGCAGUGCUCCCACCUGAUCCUAAAGCCGGUCCCAGCAGAUCAGAUGAUAGCAUCUCCUUCCAGCAGCGCUGCAGCGGCCGUGCUGCAGAGCCCAGGGGGAGCUGGCCCGCACUCGGUGACCAAGAUCCAGCCUGGCUUGACUGGGACAGUGAUCUCGGCCCCGGCCAGCUCGCCUGUCGUUCCAGCCAUGCCGCUCGACGAAGAUCCAUCCAAACUCUGUAGGCAUAGCCUAAAGUGCUUGGAGUGCAAUGAAGUUUUCCAAGAUGAGACAUCUCUUGCAACUCAUUUCCAGCAGGCCGCAGACACAAGUGGACAAAAGACAUGCAAUAUCUGCCAGAUGCUGCUUCCUAACCAGUGCAGUUUUGCAUCACACCAGAGAAUUCAUCAGCAUAAAUCUCCAUACACGUGUCCUGAAUGUGGAGCAAUCUGCAGAUCUGUCCACUUCCAGACCCAUGUCACUAAGAACUGCCUGCAUUACACCCGAAGAGUUGGGUUUCGCUGCGUGCACUGCAACGUUGUGUACUCGGACGUGGCGGCACUCAAGUCUCAUAUCCAAGGGUGUCACUGUGAAGUCUUUUACAAGUGUCCUAUCUGUCCCAUGGCGUUCAAAUCUGCUCCCAGCACACACUCCCAUGCCUACACACAGCACCCGGGUAUCAAGAUAGGCGAACCAAAAAUAAUAUAUAAAUGCUCUAUGUGUGACACUGUGUUUACUCUGCAACCUUUGCUCUAUCGCCACUUUGAUCAGCACAUUGAAAAUCAGAAGGUGUCUGUUUUCAAGUGUCCAGACUGUUCUCUUCUAUAUGCACAGAAACAGCUUAUGAUGGAUCAUAUCAAGUCUAUGCAUGGAACUUUGAAAAGUGUUGAGGGGCCACCAAACCUGGGGAUAAAUCUGCCUCUCAGUACUAAACCCACAACUCAAAACUCAGCCAGUCAUAACAAGGAGGACCUAAAAUCUGUGAACGGAACAGAAAAGUUGGAGAAGAAAUCACCUUCUCCCAUAAAGAAAGCAGAACCUAAAAAAGUCGCUAGUCCUGGCUGGACAUGUUGGGAGUGUGACAGACUCUUCACUCAGAGAGACGUUUACAUCUCCCACAUGAGGAAAGAACAUGGAAAGCAAAUGAAGAAACAUCCUUGUCGGCAAUGUGACAAAUCUUUCAGUUCAUCCCAUAGUUUAUGUCGGCACAAUCGUAUCAAGCACAAAGGCAUUAGGAAGGUUUACACGUGCUCGCACUGCCCAGAUUCAAGACGUACUUUUACCAAGAGGUUGAUGUUGGAAAAACAUAUUCAGUUGAUGCACGGGAUUAAAGACCCUGAUGUGAAAGAAAUGACUGAAUCUGCCAAUAUGGAAGAAAGGGAAGUAAAAGAAGACACAAAGGUUCCUAGUCCAAAGCGUAAAUUGGAAGAACCCAUAAUGGAGAUUAGACCUCCACGAGGUGCAAUCACUCAGCCAUUAAAGAAGCUGAAGAUAAACGUUUUCAAAGUUCACAAGUGUGCAGUUUGCGGCUUUACAACGGAAAAUCUUCUCCAGUUUCAUGAACAUAUUCCUCAGCAUAAAUCUGAUGGCUCUUCAUACCAAUGCAGGGAAUGUGGACUCUGCUACACAUCUCACGUGUCCCUUUCCAGACACCUCUUCAUUGUACAUAAGCUGAAGGAGCCUCAGCCAGUGUCCAAACAGAAUGGAUCUGGGGAGGACAGUCAGCAGGAAAACAAGCCCAGUCACGAGGAUGACUUGUCCGACAGCGUGGCAUCGGACAGGAGGUGCAAAGUGUGCGCAAAGACUUUCGAAACUGAAGCGGCCUUAAACACUCACAUGAGAACACAUGGCAUGGCCUUCAUCAAGUCCAAAAGAAUGAGUUCAGCUGACAAGUGAUCAGAUUGUUUGGGAUGCAGAAAUCUCACUCCACAUUGGAAUACUAAUGACAUUUUUGCUACAGAAAGUUCAAGGUAUAAUAGUGUUAACAGUACUGUUCAGGCUGUUGCAAUAUAUUCUGCAUAAAAGUAUCCCCUUCACCUCACUGUCUAUACCCUCAGAAUCAUUGAAGCAGUAUUUGAGUUGAAAAGAGUUUGUAUAUAUUUAAACUAAUAAUUUUUAUACUCUUUUGUUAUGUGUUUGUAUCAGUAUCUAGUGGAAAAAUUGGUUUUUUUUCUGUUUUGGUUCUGUUCUUUUGUACUAAGUUUCUUUAAAACAGAGUUCUGAAUGCUGGGGCAGUUCCUUAGGUUCUCUUAAGGUGUUUGGUUUUUGAAUGCUUCUGAAAGAAAGUUCAGCUAAUGGAAGUGCAUCAGGAGGAGGUGCUAGGAGGGGAGAGGAGAGAGGAAGUAAGCUAAGGGGAGAUUUUAAAUUCUAAAGA